Molecule: messenger RNA, 3618 nt
Organism: Pogonomyrmex barbatus (red harvester ant)
Lineage: Eukaryota; Metazoa; Arthropoda; Insecta; Hymenoptera; Formicidae
Gene: Notum
Product: palmitoleoyl-protein carboxylesterase notum
Molecular function (GO): hydrolase activity
Source: RefSeq, a predicted model, not a curated record
UCUCCGACUCCGAUAGUGUAAGGAGUAUUGAGCAGCUGUGCCGUACAAUUUCUCAAGAUAUUACAAGAUAUUACAAGAUGUUCAAACGCACCAUACUCAUUUACUUAUCGAUUAAUCAAAUCAUUUUGAUCGAAAUUAAAUUCUCCCAUUGAGAUGGUCCUUUAGGUUUGGAGAACUUAUCCAAUCAAAUAAGGAGCGUUGUCUAAAUAUUCUUAGCGUGAACUUGCAUAAGAAUCGUCAACUUUGAAGGGGUGUUCCGAAAUUUGAAGUGGACGUCGGGAGAGAGGAAACGGGAGAAGGAAGAAAAAUCGGGCGAGAAGAAGAGGAGGUGUCAGUCGCUGUUACUUCGUCGAUCGUGCCCGGCACGUGCGCGUACCCGGUCCCUCGUGCCUUUGGUAGAAGAAGGGUGCAUCGGUAGAAGGAGCGAAGAAGGAGAGAAGAAAAGGAAGCGGUCGAAGCGAAAAGAGACGGCAGUGUGCUCUGAACCGUCAAGCGAGACGCUGAGGAAGAGAGCGAGAUUGGUGCACGCGCAUUCAGAUACGUAUCCGCACCACGUGACUCUUUCGGGACACGUUCAGCCCUUGCUUAAAUACUAUCGUGUUCAAAUCGAUUGCGGUUGCGCAAUACUUCAUCGGAAAAAAUAUCCUGCGGCGAGUUUUAUGUCAACAACACGAAUGGAUCGAUAGAAGAACGCAGUGCUGUUGUGAUUCUCUGACGAGACUAAAAAUGAUCCGCGUGAGGAUAGAUUCGCAUUAUUACAUACGCGUGGAUUGAAGAUGAUCGAUAUGAACUACGGUGAUCGUGUGUGAGUAAAAAUACGAAGAGUUAUUACGUGAACAGCAGUUAUAUUAACGUACGGGGUUGCAUCAAGAUGAAGACAGUAUUACAGAUUACGCCGUACUUAGCGGCCUUGAUCCUGACAAUAAUUGCGGAGGAUAAACCAACAAAUACGGUCUCGGUUUCCUCGGUUUCCUUGGAUUCGCCGAUAGAAUACCAAAGCAACACGAUAAGGAAAGUGAUGAGUUACUUGGGAAAGUAUGGGCUGGAUGACCAGAGAGCGCUGAAGAAAGUGUAUUUAAGCAACAGGUCGAUCACUUGUAAUGACGGAUCACAGGCUGGUUUCUACCUACGAAAGUCCCACGGUUCCAGACGAUGGAUCAUAUACCUGGAAGGCGGCUGGUAUUGCUAUGACCACAAGAGUUGUAGGACCAGGUGGAUGCGGAUGCGGCAUCUGAUGACGUCAACUCAGUGGCCCGAGACACGCGACGUGGGCGGGAUGCUCUCGCCGAAUCCCGAUGAGAAUCCAUUCUUUUGGGGCACGAAUCACGUUUUUGUUCCUUAUUGCACGAGUGACAGCUGGAGUGGUACUAGGGCCUUCAGAUCGUCGAAUGACAUGUUCUCCUUCAUGGGCGCAGAAAUCGUGGUCCAGGUCAUCCGGGACUUGGUUCCCCUUGGCCUCGAAAACGCGAGCGCCUUUCUUUUGGCUGGUAGCAGCGCGGGCGGCACUGGCGUUAUGCUAAAUUUGAAUCGCGUUCAUAAUCUGAUACAUCACGAAUUGGGCUUGAGACACGUUGCUAUACGUGGUGUAUCAGAUUCCGGAUGGUUUCUCGAUAGAGCGCCUUACUCUCCGAACGGUUUAUCGCCGAUCGAUGCGAUACAAAAAGGAAUGGAAUUAUGGAACUCUCAGAUGCCUCGUAAUUGCGUGAUUAGAUAUCCCAACGAGCCAUGGAAAUGCUUUUUUGGAUAUCGACUCUAUCCAACUUUAUCCGCACCAUUAUUUGUCUUUCAAUGGAUAUUCGACGAGGCCCAGAUGAAAGCUUAUAACGUGGCUGCACCAGUGACAAGACAGCAAUGGGAUUAUAUACAUAAGAUGGGCGACAGUCUGCGGCAGACGUUUGAAAAUGUUACUGCGGUCUUUGCCCCGAGUUGCAUUAGUCACAGUGUCUUGACGAAAAGAGAUUGGAAGAUGAUUAAAAUAGAUGAGGUUUCUUUUGCACAGGCGUUGUUUUGCUGGGAUCAAAUGCCGAUCGGAAAUUAUCGUAAUAACCAACAUAAUAAUACUCACUCGCAAAUCGAGACCAAUCAACCGUGCGGGAAGUCACUGAAAAAGCUAUUGCGUUCUGGUACCAGAAAGGGAAAUGGUACCUCGAUCGAAGGCGGAAAAAGCAGAGUUGGAUCUUCUACGGAAACACAAAAAGUUCGAUUGUCUGUCGUUGGCAAAAUGCAGGAAAGAAAGCCGGUCUCCAAUUCGGUUCAAGAACGGGAGAAUAAGAAGAGACGAAAGAGGAAACAUAAAAGCAGAAGGAGAGAGAGAAAGGAGAGAGAGAAAAGUAAAGAGGGGAGAAUGAAGAAAGAGAAACAUCAGCGAAGAAAGAACGCUGGUCGUCGCAAAGGCGGCAAGCAAGUCAACGGCAAUAACCAUACGGCUAUAUUUAAUGGCAUCAGGCCACAGCGAUCGGUAAUACCGUCAUUCAAACGGAAGUGCAUCAAGAAUUGCCAUUUCCGUAUGAUCGAGCGUUGCACUUGGCCGCAAUGUAACCAUAGCUGCCCCAAGCUACAUAAUCCUUUUACGGGCGAGGAAAUGGACUUUAUUGAACUCCUCAAGAGCUUUGGUCUAGACAUGAAAAGUGUCGCGAAUGCUCUCGGCAUCGAUAUACAUACGUUGAAUAGACUCGCUUCGUUGAAAAGACAAGAAAGCCGAGAGAAUGGAAAUUUCAAUUGGCAUUUUCGCCGAUGGACAAGGGGAAACGAGAGUUCUGGCGUGUAGAAAAUGUAUAUUUCAUUGUAAUUGUACGAUUACAUGAAUAUCUUAAUUUAUUAUAAUUUAUAGAUAAAAUAACGAAUCAUGUAAGUAUGUUUUACGAAUUAAUUCGACGUUCUUGACUUGGUUCAGAUUCUGUCAUCUAAUUCGAAAAUUCGAAAAAUAGAAUCUUUCCAUUGUGCUUUUUUUAAAAGAUCCUUUAUUUCAAAUCAAUGUUUGAAUAUAACUUUAUCACAUCACAUCAGAAAUAAUUAUAAAUUGAAUUUGUCAUAUCUAAUUGUCAUAUUUGAAAAUUAGUUGCAACUCAGUUACGUAUGCAAAAGACUGUGUAAAGGAUCUUCCAAUGGCAAAUAGGACUGAUUUUUUUAUGUAACGUCGGAACGGAAUUCAUAAAUGAUUAACUGACCGACAAAGCAGCUUCAUAGACUGAUUAAAUUAUCUACCUCAACGAAUCAAAUCGUAUUAACGUCCUUCAUGUACUAUAAUUGUCAACUUAGAACAUCAUGAUAAGAACAGUUAUUGUAAGUUAAUGCGCGUAAAAUAUAUAUAAAGUAUAUUGUACCUAUGUUUUCAAUUCUGUAAUAUAACUCUGCCAAGAUACUAUUAUUUAUUUAAUGUAGUAUAUAGAAUCCGAUGAUCGCAGCGUGACAUAUAUUUUUUAUCAUAUACACAUAUAAUUUAAUAUAUUGAUGGUAUCAAUGAAAAAUAACAAAACAAAAAUAACAAAACUACAAAACUAUAAUUCGUCAAGAAAAUUAUGAUAAAUUUUUUCUCAUGUACUCAUGUUUUGUUUAUAUUGAUAUGAAAAGAUAGAAAUAAAAUAGCAAAUAAAUGCAAAAUUACAGAAAUUAAAGGCA